AUGGCGCCUAGGAGAAGUUAUUGGACGCCGCUGUCGCCAGUUGGAGGGGCCGAUGGGUUCCGUGUCUCCGGAGCGUCGAGCGCAGUCACUCAGCAGGAUAACGGGCGACUGGAGCGAUUCUCCCCGGACCACGAUCCAGGUCUCGCGUUUGAUUCUUCCACCACUUCUGCUAUCCGUCAGACUAUUCGAGAUGCGAUUUGGAUAGACACAGAUAUGUUAAUGGACGUUACCACCACCAAAAUAUUUGCGCUAUGGGGUAGGAAAGCCCUUUCCGGGGUAGAAACAGCUUGGACUGAGGUUUGCAUGGGCCUAUUACUUGUAUACAACAUCCAUAAUGGAAGGGGUCUAUCAACGGCGACGCUCGCCGCCACCAACGCCGAGAGAGAAGAAGACUUCGAGGCGGGCGGGGAGGACGUUGGCAAGCUAGUCGCCAUUCUCCGACGAGGCGCGUACGUGCGAGCGAUGGAGAUAAGGGCGCACGAUAACGUUAUCGAGGGACGUGGUGAUGUGACCGUUUGGAAUGGUGGGCGUGUCAUCGACGUGAGGGACAUCCUGGGAGACGAUGAAGGCUUUCUAGCCGCUUUCAUAAACCUGGAUAUCUGCAAUUAA
This is a messenger RNA of Pleurotus ostreatus (oyster mushroom), 609 nucleotides long. RefSeq lists its product as uncharacterized. Bases 1 to 609 code for a protein of 202 amino acids. The transcript is spliced from 4 exons. Lineage: Eukaryota; Fungi; Basidiomycota; Agaricomycetes; Agaricales; Pleurotaceae. The record is from RefSeq and is a predicted model, not a curated record.